AUGCUACACAAGUUGUCCUUGUGGGAGCUUAUCAAGGUCAACUCGCUGCCAGCUGGGCUUGAUUUCGUAUCAUGUGCCGCCUUUACAUUCAUCGUGCCCAGCUUGAUGAGCUCGGAUCUCCAGAGCGACACGGUCGGCUGCGUUCUUGGCUGUGGCCCUCUUCUUGCGAUGAUCGUGGGCCCCCGAAUUGGUGCCUGGUCUGACGAUUGUCAGUCCCGCCAUGGAAAACGAACACCAUUUAUUUUCUGUAUCUCCCUGGCAAUCUUGCUUGCCCUCCUUCUCAUUCCUUAUAGUUCCACGAUUUCGAAAGUACUCCCCGAAAAAUACUCUGGUCUCAUCCAUCUUGGCUUGCUCUUUUCGGGAAUAGUCUUACUCGACAGUUGUGUCAGCUUGUGCUACACUCCAUUCGAAGCGCUUCUUGAUGAUCUUUACGAGUCCAAAGGAUUUGUCCAAAAGGACACUGAAGGCAACCCGCAGGGGCUUAUCUCCAUCUCUGCAAUAACUACCAUGGUUGUACGCGCUCCACUGAUCGUCUUCAAAAUACCCGCGGCUAUCCGAAUGUUUUUCUGCUCGCUGGCGGAGAUGAUUCGAAGUUUAAUUACUAUGCCAAACAUGUUUCAUCGACUUUGGUUCGCGCAUUUCUGUGGAUGGAUGGGACUAAUGAAUCUGAUCACUUACUACACGGAGUACUUCGCAGAAGUAAUCUUCAACGGGGAUCCAAACGCAGAAGUCGGCUCUGAGUUACGAAACCUGUACGAAGAGGGCAUCCGCUACGGUUCUAUAGGACUUUUCUUACAGAACGUCGUCGGGGUAAUUUGUGCCUUCUACGCGGAAGACAUAAUCAAAAUGAUGGGCCGCCGCAAUGCCUUCGUCUACUCUUGUAUUUCAUUUUCCUUCGCUGCAGCAAUUAUUUUUGUUUCCCGAUCAGUUCCAAUCGUCAUUUGCGCCACGUCACUGACUGGUUUUUUGCUCGCAGCUCUUCAAGUCCUUCCCUAUUCUCUUUUAUCACAGUACCACAAAGAAGCCAAAAGCAACGCCGUUGGGGAGGAUAACAUUUACGAGCGUGGUCUCUGUGAGAUGUACGCACUUUUGGACUCGGCUUAUUACCUAUCGCAUAUGAUUCCUAUCGCCAUUGUGUCCACUUUACUUACGAUUACGAAAAGUCCUCUUAGCUACGCUGCCUGCUCGGCUAUCUUCGGAUGUUUGGGUGUCAUUGCCUCCACUCAAGUGCAUUACGACAGGAUCGACUACAUUCGCUACUUGUCGUAG
Molecule: messenger RNA, 1269 nt
Organism: Oikopleura dioica
Lineage: Eukaryota; Metazoa; Chordata; Appendicularia; Copelata; Oikopleuridae
Source: the annotation of a GenBank genome assembly